This is a messenger RNA of Formica exsecta, 1609 nucleotides long. RefSeq names its product UDP-xylose and UDP-N-acetylglucosamine transporter-like (gene Efr). The transcript is spliced from 5 exons. Gene Ontology annotation, molecular function: UDP-N-acetylglucosamine transmembrane transporter activity; UDP-xylose transmembrane transporter activity. Bases 296 to 1303 code for a protein of 335 amino acids. The record is from RefSeq and is a predicted model, not a curated record. Lineage: Eukaryota; Metazoa; Arthropoda; Insecta; Hymenoptera; Formicidae. Gene Ontology annotation, biological process: transmembrane transport. Gene Ontology annotation, cellular component: Golgi membrane; endoplasmic reticulum membrane.
GCGGGCAAUAGUGAAGGAUAUAUGAUAUAUAUAUGUAUGUGUCAUAUGUGUGUGUGGAGUGGGGGUGCCCAUACCAUCAUAGUAUACCAGUCGUAAUGUAAUCGUGCGAUAUAUUAUCUACUAACAAGUAAAUUCCUGACAAUUUGCAUUGGCCUGCGUUUGCCAUCGGGCACAGUGUGCCGAUGGAUUGCCUGUCGAAUGGUGAACCGCGCAUAUUCAAUCUGUAGGUUAGAUCGCAAUUCUGGAAUUGUCUGUGAUUGAAGAACAAGAAAAAAAAUAGAUCUUGUGCAGCACGAUGCGGGCGGCUAUUGCGAUAUUUUGCGUUUUCCUUGGCUGCUGCACCAAUGUCGUGUUCCUGGAACUGCUUGUAAAGGAUGAUCCUGGCAGUGGAAACCUUAUUACGUUUUCGCAAUUUUUCUUUAUAGCUUUUGAAGGAUUUUUAUUCACAUCUAAAUGUGGUACUGUCAAACCGAGUAUAAGUAUAAAGAAUUACUUUAUUUUAGUCACAAUGUUUUUUGUUGCCAAUGUUUGCAACAAUUAUGCCUUUGACUUCAAUAUUCCCAUGCCAUUGCACAUGAUAUUUAGAGCUGGUUCUCUCAUAGCCAACAUGAUUAUGGGUAUUAUUAUUUUGAACAAAAAGUAUGUAUUUAGCAAGUAUUUAUCAGUAUUUAUGAUUACAACGGGAAUAGCACUCUGCACGAUUGUUAGUGGUAAAGAGAUCAAGUCCUUGCAACAAAAGAACGUGGACCAGGUGCCCACAACACCAUGGGAUGACCUCUUUUGGUGGAUUCUGGGGAUAUCUCUACUUACAAUUGCUUUGUUUGUUUCUGCUAGAAUGGGUAUCUAUCAAGAAGAGCUGUACAAACGUUACGGUAAAAAUGCACGGGAGGCUUUGUAUUACACACAUUUUUUACCUCUGCCAUUCUUUUUAACACUAGCCCCUAAUAUUUAUGAUCAUUGGAAAUUCGCGCUCGCAUCCGAGCCGCUGAGUUUACCUCUGAUUGGUGUACAUAUGCCAUCAUUAAUUAUAUAUUUAAUUGGAAACGUUUUGACGCAAUACAUGUGUAUCAGCUCCGUAUUUGUAUUGACUACAGAGUGUAGUUCCCUCACAGUUACUUUGGUAAUAACGCUGCGAAAAUUUCUGUCUCUGUUAUUUUCGAUUAUCUACUUCAAAAAUCCGUUUACUAUAUAUCACUGGCUUGGUACGAUACUAGUCUUCAUAGGUACAGUUAUAUUUACAGAAGUGGUACCAAAGAUUAUGCAAAGCUUACAAAAUGUAUCUAAGACGAAAAAAAUGGAAUAGGUAUAUUAAUAUCAAAGAUGAAACAAGCAAAGCACUCAUCUUUUAUCUUUAUCGAGUACAGAAUAAACCUCUGAAUGAGUUCUUUAAAAUAUUUUAUAUAAUAAUCGUAUUAUUUUCAUAUACAUAGAAGAUUGCAUGUUUUUCAAACAAAUGUAAUAUCGAGAACAUAAUCAGUAUCGUCCAUUGUUUUCUAUAAAUUUAUAUACUUUUUUAAAAUAGCUAAUAACAUUCGAAAUGUAAUCUCUACUACCUCGAUAAUAUAUUUUCAUAUAAUUCAAUGAAUAAAAAGGAAAGUUAUAUUCUUAA